Messenger RNA from Rana temporaria (common frog), 1813 nucleotides. Its product is annotated as P2Y purinoceptor 4-like. Gene Ontology annotation, cellular component: plasma membrane. The transcript has a single exon. Lineage: Eukaryota; Metazoa; Chordata; Amphibia; Anura; Ranidae. The record is from RefSeq and is a predicted model, not a curated record. Gene Ontology annotation, molecular function: G protein-coupled purinergic nucleotide receptor activity; G protein-coupled UTP receptor activity. Bases 14 to 1612 code for a protein of 532 amino acids. Gene Ontology annotation, biological process: transepithelial chloride transport; G protein-coupled receptor signaling pathway.
UGUGCCUGGCAUAAUGGUGGAUUCCGAUACCACCCCCUCACUCCCGAUCCCCUCCUUCCAGAAUGGGACCGAUCAGGCGAACAACGUUUGCGUCUUCAAUGAGGAAUUCAAGUACUUUUUGCUGCCGGUGUCCUACAGCACGGUCUUCAUCCUGGGGCUGCCCCUAAACCUGACGGCCAUGUGGAUUUUCAUCGCCAAAAUGCGACCCUGGAGCUCCACUACGGUCUAUAUGUUCAACCUCGCCUUAUCGGACACGUUGUAUCUGCUGUCACUGCCCACCCUGGUGUACUACUACGCCGAUCAGAACAACUGGCCAUUCGGAGAAGCUUUGUGCAAGACUAUGCGCUUCCUGUUCUACACCAACCUCUACUGCAGCAUCCUCUUCCUCACCUGCAUCAGCAUUCACAGGUAUAUCGGAGUUUGCCACCCCCUCUAUUCCCUGCGGAGACUCAAGGCGAGGUACGCUCAUAUGUUCUGCGUGGGCGUGUGGAUUUCGGUCAGCGUCUGCCUGAUCCCCAAUCUGAUUUUCGUUACGGUCAGCCCCAGAGGCAACGAUACCAUAUGCCAUGACACCACAAUCCCCGAAGACUUUGAAGAGUAUGUUGAGUACAGCACGGUCGUCAUGAGUCUCUUGUUUGGCCUACCAUGCCUGGUGAUUGCCGGCUGCUACGGGCUCAUGGCUAGGGAGCUGAUGAAGCCAAUGGACAACGGAAUCCGCCAAUCUAUACCUGCUUACAAGAGAAAGUCCAUCAAGACCAUCAUCCUAGUCCUCACCGUGUUCAUCAUUUGCUUUUUGCCUUUUCACGUCACGCGCACGAUCUACUAUUACGCCCGACUCUUAGACGCAAACUGUGAAUUGCUGAAUGUUGUAAACAUAAGCUACAAGAUAACGCGCCCGUUGGCGAGCGCAAACAGCUGCUUUGACCCCGUUUUAUACUUCUUGGCCAGUGAAAAUUACCAGAAGAUACUGGUCAGUGCCGUGACAAAUAUCUCAGAUGUGUGUAGGAGGCGUCUACCCGUCAUUCAUCGCUUGACCACGACCAACAAAAGGGACGGCCUGGCCGUGAUCGCCGUCCGAGGCACGGAAAACAUCGGGAGCUUAGGAAACCUCCUGAGGAAUAAUCAAGAAACCAACAACCAUCCAGACGAAAUAGAAGUAGAGAUUGGCACUAACAAUAGGAACCGCGAGCAAAUGUCCACGGAACGCGUGGGAGAGAGUGCUAACAAUAAUGUGAAAUGGAGGAACUCAGGAAAAAACAUGGAAGCAAAUGGAAACGUUGGGGUGGGCGUAGCAGGAGAGAACCGAGGAGAGAACGUUGUAGAGGGAAAAAAUGCGAUAGCGUCUAACGAUGCGAUUAAAAAAAUGCUGAGAUCACAAAGCGACAAUGUGUCAGACAGAAAAAGAAGCAAAGCAAAUGGUGAGAAGAGAAGGUUCUGGAGUUUAAGGAGAACGAAGGGACCUGAAAAUGAAAUCUUCGAAGGUAACUUGUGUGAUGGAGAGGGGACCUCGUCCUGGAAUCUUCUAGACAUAGGAAGUCACGGAGGACAGAGCGUGUGCAAUGAGGACGACUAUUCCAAGGGGAAUGAGCUGCUUUUCCUCCCAAGCAUCUAAAUAGAAACUUACCAGACCACUCAUUGUCCAAAACACUAUAGGGUUUAUGGACCACGUCCAAAUGAUGGAGGUCAGGGGUCUCCAGUGAAGGGUCCUGAUAAUCCUCCAUCAUACAAAGACAUUGGAGACAAUUGUGUUUCUCCAACCUUGUGGUAACACUUUGGUGAAGACCCUUUUAUGUUCCAGUAUGACCCCCCCCCC